Molecule: messenger RNA, 926 nt
Organism: Lactuca saligna
Lineage: Eukaryota; Viridiplantae; Streptophyta; Magnoliopsida; Asterales; Asteraceae
Source: the annotation of a GenBank genome assembly
CCUCGAUCCACAUAACCCCCCCUUUUCUAUCUCCCUCUACAUUCUCAUUUUCUCUCUCUACACUGCAGAAAACUCAUGGAGGCCCGCCUGAAAACCUCUGUCGCCGCCGCCACAUCCAUGAACAUUUCCACACCGACAGAAGAAUCUGAUUACUCAAACUCCCAUUCACCUCCAUCGUCUCCCCUGGCACAUCCGGUGGUGCUCAGCCCUUGCGCCGCCUGCAAGAUUCUCAGACGACGGUGCAUCGAGAAAUGCAUGUUGGCACCCUACUUCCCACCCACUGACCCCCAUAAGUUCACCAUUGCACAUCGCGUAUUCGGAGCUAGUAACAUCAUCAAGUUAUUGCAGGAACUUCCGGAGUCUCGUAGAGCAGAUGCUGUUAGCAGUAUGGUGUAUGAAGCAAAUGCAAGGCUUAGAGAUCCUGUGUAUGGAUGUGCAGGAACAAUUUGCCAGCUUCAGAAGCAAUUAAGUGCGCUCCAAGCAGAAUUAGCGAAAACACAAGCAGAGGUGGUGAAUUUGCAAUGUCGGCAAUCCAAUUUUCUGACACUAAUCCGUAUGCAAAUGGAUCAACAACCACCACCAGUUUCGCCACCACAACAUCAACAAACACCUAAUUAUGAAAACGCAAGUUUUUUCGACGAUAACGCCAAUUUAGGCAGCUUUGAGCCGCUUUGGACUUGAUCACCUUUUGUGUUCGCACGAGAAAUUUGCUAGUUAACCAAAGAUGAUCAAAUGUAGUUUAUCAAGUUUUAUUAAACUCAAUCAUAUAUAAUAUAAUGUAUUUUAUAAUUAUCUUAUAUAUAGUAGUAUUUCAACUACAAAGCAGUUGACAUUAGGACAAACUAUAUAUAGAAGUAAUAUAGCGAGGUUGUAUUUUCUUGAUGUUUAAUAGAAUAAAUGUUUGUGUAGCAGUUGUUGAACCAAAC